CGCGACUGUUAUGUUAGACUAUGGUAUUUACGAUUCGGAGUAAUAGGAUCUUUGGUUCGUACCUGUAGAUUGUUGAGGAAAUCUUUGGCGUAGUCGUAUGCGCUACUUGUAUGUAGUGUGUGGGAGUGGUGUUAAAAGUGGAAAUUUGACAACAGAGUCAGUUACUAGUAUGUGAUGGAACUUUGUGAGCGUUCUUUGUCAGUAAAAGAAGCCGCGUACAUAAUUUUUCAGUAGUCCCCAAAGAAAUAGUGUUAGCGCUGUGUGCUAAUUUCGUCAACCUGUCAGAUGCCGAAGAGUUGAGAAUGAGUACAGAUGACGCCUCACAAUUCCCUAAGGUUUCCGAGGGAAAUGCCAAAAAAUGGGUGUCGUUCGAAGAGGAAGAACAAGAAAAAAUGGACAAAGAAAUGAGCAAAGUGGCCCCAAAAUUACCUUUACCCGUCACCAAUGAAGACGCAGACGACGAGUACCAUGGCGCUAUUAUCAAUCCAGAAACAGUGCAUGUGAAUCUCGACCGAAGCUUGAGUAGAUCCGUUUCGCCGGAAAAACUUCCAGAACCACCAAAAAGAAAAGUUAUAAAACCUUCGCCGAGCGAGGCAUCGGAAUAUAGCGGUACAGUUAUGGGCUCUGAAUCUGUCCACCUCAACAUAGAUAAAACAUCAUACAGUCGAGCUACAGCAGAAGAAUCUGAUAAAAGGAGCAGUGUGCCACCGACGAAAGCGAACAGUACAGAAGUGACACUUCGUACAGUAGACCUGAGGGAUGUCAGUAAUGGCACUCAUGCAGCUAGUAACAGAGGACCGUCGAUCAAUAGUGCAAUUAUUAGACAAGGAUUUGCUAAUGGGGACAUAAUUGUAACACUGCUUCCAGUCAAUACAAAAUGGCCAUGGAUUACACCAGCUAAAUUUCGACCAGAAUUAGUACCUGAGGAACUCAUGGCUCAAGGUUUAACACUAACAGUAGAAGAUUAUGUUCAUGUGAUGGAAAUACUGACAAAUGAUUUUAGGUUCAACAUUUACAAUAUAUGCUACAAACGCAUUCUUGUAGCCUGGAUAUUUACAGCAUUUGUUGUCCUACUUGGUCUUCUGUUUUCUGGGGUGACUGGUUUGACACUAUUUGGACUUGGUGUUAUGUGGCUCAUCCUGAAUGCUUUAGCAAUUUUUUUCUGUAUGUGGGUGAAAAUUAGGUUAAACCAUAACUUGGAGCGCUGUAUGGCACAAGUAAACAAGCACUUACUGAAGCACAGAAUCAUUCUGGGACUUGAUGAUAGAGGAAAAUUGUCUUGCCAUAAAGUGAAUUUAUGCUUCAUUUACUUUGAUGCUGUUGAUUGCAUUAAAAAACUUCAAGAAGUAAUAGAAAGGGAGGAACGUGAAGGCCGUCCUGUAAACAGAGAGGAAACUGUUGAAGAGCGUAGACAGAGACAACAAUUUCAGCUGAGAAUGGACAUAGAAGAUCAUGACAUUAUUAUUCAGGGAAGCAACACAACAAGAGUGUCUCGGAAACAGGAAAGAGGGGAGCAGUUACUGAAUCGCUACUUACAACGUUGGUCAAAGGAUUAUCUCCGUCGUCGUUUGGACUGGACUGUGGAUGAGGCUGGUGGAAAUCCUGUUGAUCCUCGCCAUCUCUCCUCUGCAUUAUGCCCUUGCCAAUAUAUUGAAGAAUACUUAAAAAAUAAACCUCGCUCUGAUCACCGAAGUUUUUGUCCCUGUAUUACAACAUGGCUUGCAAAACGAGGCAUUGAUUGAUUUCUUAAGUGAGGGAAGAAUUUGUGUCACCAUUCUGUGGGGGUUUUCUGUCAAUAUAGGUGGUCAUUAUAUAUAUAUAUAUAUAUAUAUAUAUAUAUAUAUAUAUAUAUAUAUAUAUAUAUUUGUUUUCAAUUGAGGCAGUUAUAACAUUGCAAGAAUUUCUAGUGUACUGUAUAAAUAACUUAGAAUUAUGUUUUAGACUUGAUACCAAAGGCUUGUUUUCUGUUUUAAUAUCUUCACAUAAUAGAAAAUAAUCCACUAAGGUAUCCUGUGUCAGGUGAGUGUGUGUGGGGCGGGUGGGGGUGCAGAUUUUGAUGAAAUUGUGCACUAGAUCACUGUUAAGUGAAUGAUUGCAGCUUGUGAACAUCUAUAGUAUAGUGUUGCACACUUAACCGCCCGACCCUCAGUCCUCGCUGUAACAGAUAUACAUAUUAACUUCUUAUAAUUUUUCCAUCUUGUGGCUUCUUCGUAUGGCUUUCUAGUAGCACUUUACUAACAGUGAUACCUUCAUUAAACAUCUGGCUUCUACAAUUUGUUGCUUUUAAAAAUAUGUUAUUUUGUUUUUAGAUUUAAUUGUUCUGUUCUAUGCAUCUUAUCUGCCCUGCACAUUACUUGCCUCUGUGUUUUAUUGCAAGCAUUGUUUUGCACGUUCAUUAGGUUGGAGUAUGGUGUGUCACGAAUUUUCCUUUGUAUGCGCCUUACGUUAUGAAAGCAUGUAAUGGUGAUUGAUGUGUCUGGAGUAGUAAUAGGUUAUUAUACAGAUAGGAUUUCAAAUUCUGAAAUUAUGUUUUGAAGAGUCUGUUCACCUUUUUUACAGAAGCCUUCCAGAUCAGCUCCUGUCACUCUGUAAUUCAGUUCAUGCAAUUUCAACAGCUGCCAGAUGAACUACUUUAAAAGCCCAAUUAAUAGACUUUUCUCCAGUGAGUGACUAUACACUGCAUCAAUUCUCCAUCUGUUUUACCAUACUGUCAAGUCCCAGACUAUAGUGUGAGACAUCUUUCUUUUUUCACAAGGCACAGGUUCCCUUUCACAAAUCUCUCCUUUACUCCUGGUAUACCACACUGUGGUUAGAUUACUCGUGACAAUAUUUUAGAUGUUCUUUUAGCAGAUCUUGAGUAUUUUUUAAAUAUUUGUCAGUUCUAUGUGUAAUACUGUAGGACCUUUGAAUCUCCUCCCCCCCUUCAAGAGUUUUAUUUAUUGUUACUGCAAAUGGUCAUAACAUUGGUGAUAUUUUUCUUGACUUGAGUGUAGGGAUGGUUUUUGGAGGCUUUAUAUUUAAAAUUUAACAAUGCAAAUGUGGGCAUCUCAUUUAUGUUCUGGGCACUAAAAGUUCUAUCUAGUUCUGUCCUCAUUGGAAAUUGUUCUUUGUUUUGUUAGAUUACAAUUUGUUGUUCAGUGAUUCAGUUACAAUUAACUGCACUAAAAAUAAAUGGCAUUCACUUUGCAUGUGCAUCUUUGUUUUCUCACUUUCGUCCUUUUCCUAACCCCUAACUUUCUUGUAAAUACACUGUUCACUGGCCUCACUGUCAGAUUCACCCAAAAAACUAUUUAAUAUCUACUUCACAAAAUUAUUUUCACUUUUGCUUUAAUGUUCUGUCUUCAGAUACACUAGUAGCCAUGAAAUUCUCUUGAAAUUGUUACUCUUGAAUAUUUCUUUUCUGUGCUGAAAUUGCUUUCUCUAAGAAUUCUGUGUCCAUUUGCCAAACGGUACAAUGUGACAUAUUUUCUAAUGGGCUGAUUGCCUAAUUAUAUAAAUGUCACUCCAGCAGCCUUUAAAUAAUUAGGUUUAACAGUAUGAAUGUGGGGAUCAGUAGUAGGGAAUGUCACUGAUAUAUUUAAAUUUCUUUUGGUUUUAUUGGAAAGGCAGAGUAUUUGUUAAGCAAUCAGCAUACAAGAUUAGUGUGGUCUAUUCUAGAUUACUGGUCCAGUGAGCUUAUUGUCAUCAAGUCUGCAUGAGAAAAAAUGUCGAAGAUGGUCAUAAAUGUGGUGCUGUGAUUAUGACAGCUUCGUAUAGCCCCACACAAGAGUAACAGAUAUGAUAAUGGUAUAUAAAUGGGAAUUGUUUAGAAGAAAAAAUAUUGCAGACAUACUUCGCAAGUUUUCUGCCAUCCCCAUUGUACAUUUUGGUAUAAGCUGAGAAAGAGUAGGGUGUGAAUGGAGGCAUUCUGACACUAAUUUCCACCUUUUUCUAUACACAGAUAGAACAGUUCAGAGGUCAGGGAGUAGUUAAAAUUGAUAAUUGAUACGACCGAGUGUUAUGCAGUGGCUUAUGAAUAACUCUUUAAAACGCCUGGAACUAUCGUUGAGGUAGUUUUACUAGAUUUAUUCUGAUGAAUUACGUGCUAGUCACUGCACCUGAGAAUGGUUCUUUGUUGUACCUUUUGAAUUUUAUAGUAUUUUUACAUUGUAUGCAUUAAGUCUUGUUAAUUUAAAGCACAUUCUUAAUCUCAAAUGAUCUCACUGCUUCUAUUUUUUAUGUAAUAAAAUAAUUUUCACGUCUUUCAUUUACACCUCCAUAUUUUAUGACAGUGCUAUAUCAAGUAGUCUGUAUAAAUAGUAGGGAAAGUGCUUCUCUUUCACCUCUUAUUUUCUGACAUUAUCUCUGGUUUUCUUAUUUUAUGAGAGCUGCAUAUUGGUAUUAAAUGGUAUGGCACCUGCAAGUAUUACGAUGUUCUUCACAGUUGAACAUUUUUAUUUGCUGUCACUUAUAAUAUAACUAUGAUUUGUGGAACCUUUAUCUGUAAUUUUUUUUCCUUCACUUUCCAGUGUUAAUACUAAUUCUGGAGAAAAUGCUGAUUAUGAUUAAUCAUCUGAAAGGGGUAGAAUUUUGUAUGCAAGUGAUAUAUAGCACCACAAUAUUUUGUGACUUUGGUUGUCUUUAAAAUAUAUAUGUAUUUUUCUAUAUUUUGUGCAUCUUAAUACAUGAAUGAAUCCCUUUAAAUUUUGUUGGCUAGAAAUUUACACUUUUUUCUCCUUUUAUCUUUAAGUACAUUUUGUAUGCCACAAUAGUUUCUGAAACUAGAUCUUCCAAAGGACAAGUAUCUGCCCGUCUGUUUAGUUUAUUAAUGUUGUACUUAUCUGUUUUGUUGCACAUUUCUGUCACAGCACUUAACUGCAUGCUCUAUCCAUUCACAAAGCUGACCAAGGAAUGGAAGGUUGAAGAAAUAUGUGGUGCUUGUUUUUCUUUCAAACAUUUGAAAAUUUUUCAUGUGGUAUUGGUAAGUGUAGGCUUCCUGCUAACUUUUAAUUUUAGCAUACUAACAAUACAUUCUGCUUUGGUCAGUUCCCACAUCUUCAUUAAUGUAACACAGAUCUCUGAAUGGUGUGAUUUGUGCAUGCGUUGUAAAUAUAAUAUUCUUUUAUGAUUAUGAUGAUUAUAUAUAACCACUUUUAAUUUUUUUUCUUUUUUCCACCUAAUUAAAAUACCACAAGCCUGAGUCAUGUGUAUUAGCUAGUGAAUCUAGUUUCUAACACAGUGAAUGUAGAUGUUCUGUUAAUGUGAAUGUAGUAACAGCUUAGGUAGGUCACUUGAGUUUCAUAAGGGCAUCCCUUUGUAUAUGAGUGUGGUUUAAUAGGAGUAUGGAAUAUAUGUAAUUUGGAUGGUUAUGUUAUGAUAGAUAAUUUUUAUAUCUUCAAGAUAAAUAUUUUACUCUGAAUGAGAGUAGAUGCUGUUUCAAAACUUUUUGGGAGCUUAAAACUGUGUGCUGGACCAGGAUUUGAACCCAGAAUCUUGCACUGCAUAAGUAGUGCUCGUACCAGUUAAGCUAUUUGGGCAUAGCUUGAGAUGUUCACACCUUUAAUUUGCCAGUACCUUCCUUUUCAAAAGCCAAUUAAGUGAUUCCAAUCUCCACUGAUUUUCUCCGAGCUAUCUGAGAAACCUGUAACUUAGAAUUAUAAUCAGCAGCUAGUUCACUGUUCAUCACUUUUGCUUUUCAUUUUACAAUAAUUCAUUAAUUUUGCAGAUGAUAUGAUAUAUCAUGCAACAAUUUUUUCAUAAUUAGUUAUUAAUUAUGGAGCACAAAUGAAUUGCAGUGAUAAUGUAUUAUUAACACAGUUGCAUAUUUUUCCUAUGUUAUUUUCAUAAAGGUAUUAAUCCAUUUGCUUAUCAGUAAAAAAGACCACAUGUGUUAGUGUAAAAAUCUGUAGUUUAAUAGGCCGAUAAAAUUUCUUCCCCUGAUGGUAAUGAGUGCACAGCAAACAUUUCAGUUAUCGUCAAAGAUUAGUUUUAGUUUCCUAAACUACAUUUUUUGUGAAUUGCGUGUGGGAAGGAAAGAAGAAAAGGCUACAAACUUUAAUAUGAGAAGCUGUUAGAUAUCCACAUAAUCACAAAAGAUUUUAAAACCUAAUAACUUGUCAUACUGUGAUUACUACCGCACAUGCUUUGUCACUUGUAUUUUUAUGUGUCAGUAACACACAUUUUCAGUCUCUUUUUACUUACAAAAUACUAACAAUAAUACCUGUUAGAGCAUUUUUUAGUAGCUGAGGUGGUGGGUUUUAUCUGUUUUGCACAGGAACGUGCUGAGAUGGUUUUCCUUCGCUACUCACACCGAUGGGCUAAAGAAUUUGUCCGCAAACAUCUUGAGCUGUCAGUGGAUGGAGCAGGGCAUGGGGGCUUCCCCUCUGCACCUCCUCGACAUUGCAUUACCUCUCGGUGCCCUUGUCAAUUCAUAGAGGAGCACCUCAAAUAUAAACCACGAGGCAAGUGUUCGAUUAGAGACUUAUGUUUCAUGCCUAACUUUGGUUUUGAAAAGUAAGGUGAUUGUUCUGGUUACUGAUUCUGUGUAGGAUAUAUGCUUGCAUGUUACUCUGGUGUUGUGAGAUUGAUGGUACAUGAUAAAUUAACAAUUGCAGAGCAUUUUUAUUUCUGUGUAUUUGCUUUGUAUGUAGGGAGUAUUUCGGUCCAUGUGAUGAACAGCAACAAGGGCUUUCUUCUGGUUUGUGUUUCUUCCUGCAGGAAUUCUUGUUUUUCAGUAUUGGGACUUUCCUUUCAUUCAGUAUUAAUUACCACUACUUGAAACUUUGUGGUUUCCAUUAUAAUCUAACUCCAUAACAGGCAAUGUCUAAUAUGAAAGUUAUUGAAAGCUGUAAUUGUUAGAUGUUGUGCUACUGUGUUUAGUAUCAAUAUGUACUUAAUAGUCCUCUCUUUUUUAAGCAGUUUUAUGUUUAAUAGUUAUUUGAAAAAGUAGUUUUUCAUGUUGAGAGGUUUCAGUAUCAUGAAAAAGUUGUGUAGUAGUGAGACAAGUGUUUCUUUGAGAAUAAUGGAUAACUAUUCACCUUAAACAAAAUUGUGAAUUUCAAAUAUAGUUCAGUGUACAUAACAUAAGCUUACUUCAACACUGAGAUUGCACAGGAGUGACUUGAUGUGGUUGUGCCAUAAUAAUGGGGUAGAGUACAUCUUAUUUUUCUCAUUUGUUUACAAAGUAAGAGGUAAUGUUAUCUGCAGGACAAAAUUUGUAAAGAUGCCCUCUAAGCAUUCCCUGUAUACAGUCCAAUAUGUACUUCACUAAUACAACAGACGGUAAUCGCUUGUUCUUGUUUACUGAGUUUUAAUAACAUUUCAGUCAUAAAUAUAUUUAAUAUACGUGUGUAGAUGCGUUAGGUAGAAAGCAAUCACACUUUGAGUAUCAGAGCUCAGAAGUAUUAUUUUAUUUUUGUUGUUUUUAAUGCCUGUCAAUUGUCUGUAGCAUCUCUGUGUGUAUUGUAGAAGGGAGACAAGACAAAUGCUUCCACAUCAUGUAAUUUUUAUAUGUAUCUGAAGCAAUGUGAUUGAUAAUUCUAUUAUUUCAAAUGUCACUUGUCUUAAGAUACAUCAUAUCAACUUUUUUUUUACUUAUACAUACAGAUGAUGAGUGUAGCUUGUACACACCAAACAUUGUAAAGACAAGACAAGAGUGUUUCUUCAAAUUGACAGUAAGUUGGUUUAUUGUGUUAACCAGCGACUUUACAAAAUAAGAUUUCUGGAUUAAUUCUUUGAGUGGUUAAUGGAUUUCUGCACUUCAUUUACUAUCACAGGUUUGGGGGGGGGGGGGGUGUAUUUGAAAAGAGGAUAAGAUAUUAAGAAGGAUCCUUCUGCAUCAUAAUUCCUUAACUAUUAUCUUUCCUCACUGAUACAGCAUUGCUUGCUUUUCUCAACUCCGACCUGUUUUGAAAUUUAGAAUUACACACACACACACACACACACACACACACACACACACACACACA
Messenger RNA from Schistocerca gregaria, 7946 nucleotides. Its product is annotated as transmembrane protein 268. NCBI's taxonomy places the organism in Eukaryota, Metazoa, Arthropoda, Insecta, Orthoptera, Acrididae. The record is from RefSeq and is a predicted model, not a curated record. The transcript has 6 exons. The coding region runs from base 303 to 1742 and encodes 479 amino acids.